Messenger RNA from Leguminivora glycinivorella, 1731 nucleotides. It is a transcript of the gene ArfGAP3, whose product is annotated as ADP-ribosylation factor GTPase-activating protein 2. Gene Ontology annotation, biological process: COPI coating of Golgi vesicle. The transcript has 11 exons. Bases 55 to 1545 code for a protein of 496 amino acids. Lineage: Eukaryota; Metazoa; Arthropoda; Insecta; Lepidoptera; Tortricidae. The record is from RefSeq and is a predicted model, not a curated record. Gene Ontology annotation, molecular function: GTPase activator activity.
GUUCGUCGUGGUGACAAGUUUGACAUCUGACAUUUACGUGACAACACGUCGAAAAUGGCUGACUCGGGGCCAAGUAAAAGCGAUAUUGAAGCUGUUUUUCAAAGAUUACGGGCUAUACAGGCUAAUAAAGUAUGUUUCGACUGCAACGCGAAGAACCCUACGUGGUCGUCGGUGACGUACGGGGUGUUCAUCUGCCUGGACUGCUCCGCCGUGCACCGCAGCCUCGGCGUGCACCUCACGUUCGUGCGCUCCACGCAACUGGACACCAACUGGACAUGGAAGCAGCUGCGGAACAUGCAGCUGGGCGGGAAUGCCAACGCCACUCAGUACUUCCGCUCACACGGUCUGAACACAGAGGACGCGCGGCAGAAGUACAGCUCGCGCGUGGCCGAGAUGUACCGCCAGAAACUCAGCACCAUGUCUGAGCAGGCCAUGAAGACCUACGGGACCAAGCUCCACAUAGACCCCGCCCCGGUAGAGACGAAGGAAACAAAGGAGGUAGAGUCGGAUUGGUUUGCCGAGACCACCGCCACCUCGCUCAGCACUAACUCUAACCUGCAUGCCUCACCGCAGGUGGACAAGCCAGAAGCGCUGAGCUCAGGACAGAGACUCUGGGAGUCACCCGCGCAGUCAACUACCGCACGGAAACCGCAGCCCAAACGCACCACGUUGGGCGCUCGCAAAGGCGGUCUAGGCGCCACUAAGGUCGCCGCAAACUUCGAGGACAUGGAACGCGAAGCCAUGAUGGCUGAGAAACUGAAGGCCGAGGCUGCACAGUCACAGUCGACCGCUGGCAUCGAACAGGUGGAACAGGAAGUGGCAAGUCUGCGGCUGGCUUAUAAUGCUGGAGGCAAGGCGGAGGCUGACAGACUUGGGAUCGCUGCGGCACAUAGAGGGACUUCACACGGUGUAUCACACUCAGCCACGUCGGACAUGACAAUAAUAGAGCAGGAGGGCGCGCCGGCGAACAACUCCCGGUCCACGCUCGACGAUCUCGACGACUUCAACUCUGUCUUCACAAUGAUCAGGAACGAACCAUACAGCACUGGACGGGGCUUGGACUCGAUGCUCGGAGACACGCACAGUCGCGCCAAGCCUCUGUCCACGUCCUGGGAAAAUAUUGAGCCGGAACCUUCGCGCACGGUCCACACCAUGUUUUCUCCCACUGAAGACCGCACGCCCGCGCCGGCGCCCGCUCCUAACCGUUCUCGCGGUGCACGUAAACCCGAGCCAGUUGAAGAUGACUCUGCCGUCAAGAAGUUCGGCUCUGCCAAGGCUAUUAGCUCACAGCAGUUCUUUGGAGAACAGGAUAACCGAUUUGAGCGAGACGCGAACCUCUCUCGCUUCCAAGGCAGCAGUAGCAUCAGCUCCGCAGAGUACUUCGGCCGCCCCGAGCGCGCGCCGCAGCCUUCCUUCGCGGUCUCCGCUCCUCAGCUGGACGAGGUCCGUGAGUCAGUCCGCGCCGGCGUGACCCGCGUGGCGGGUCGUCUCUCCUCGCUCGCCAACGGCGUCGUGUCGUCCAUACAAGAACGCUACGGUUACUGACCCUCCAUACAUUACCCUCCUCUCCCCUAGGGCGUGAGUGAUUAGACUACCUGUCAAAUUCCCUCAGACGAAGGAUACUAUAGACUUGACGCAAGCGUACACCCGUAAGGGACAGAUAUAGAAUAAUGGAGCGAAUUUAAGAAUCACUUUAAAAAUGGCUGACAUUUUACCAUAAACAACCUACGU